AUGAAGAUCACAUCAAGGCACAUCGAAAAGGACGGCUCAGGCCGCGUCACGCUCGUGCCAGAGGAAGACGAGGACAUGUACCAUCUCUACAACCUCAUAGAGGAGGGCGACAAGAUCCGCGCAGCCGCCGUCCGCCGCGUCCAGUCCGAAUCCUCGACGGGGUCAAUCGAAUCGCACCGUGUCAAGCUCAACCUCACCAUCCAGGUCGUCAAGACGGCCUUUGACGCAACGGGAAGCUCUGCACCACCAGACCCGUCGGCCGCAGCUUCGACGUCGUCGACCAACGACGAGACGUCCGGGGAGGUGUCGAGGGCGGCGGCCGUGGGCGCGUCGGGCGGCGAGGGGGCCACGCUCCAGGUGUCGGGUCGCGUCGUCGAGGAGAACCCGCACGUCAAGAUGGGCGCGUUCCACACCCUCGACCUCGAGGUCAACCGGAGCAUGACCAUCUGGAAGGAGAACUGGGACUCGGUCCAUCUCGAACGUCUGGGCGAGAGCAGCGACGCCAGCCAGAGGGCAGAGGUGGGAGCCGUGGUGCUCGGCGAAGGCACGGCGAGCGUCUGCCUCUUGACCGGCCACAUGACCGUGGUGCGCCAGCGGAUCGACGUGGCCAUCCCGCGCAAGCGCAAGGGCAUCCCCGCAUCUUCGGCCGACAAGGCAACGCAGCGCUUCUACGCCCAGGUCUACAACGCCGUCGUCAAGCUGCUCCAGCUGCCUGCGCUGCGCCUCAUCAUCAUCGCAUCGCCAGGGUUCACGAGGGACUCGGUGAUGGACUACAUCUUUGAAGAGGCCGUCAAGCGAGGCGACAAGAUCCUCAUCGGCGGAGAGGCGCGGCGCAAGUUCCUCAAGAUCCACUGCAGCAGCCCGCACGUCCACUCCCUGAUGGAGGUGCUCCGCAGCCCAGAGGUCAACGCGCAGCUCAAGGAUACCAAGUUCGCAAGAGAGGGGCAGCUGCUGGAGCGCUUCAUGAAGCAGCUGGCCAGCGACGAGCUGAGGGCGUGGUACGGCGAGAAGCACGUCCUGCUGGCCGCAUCGCGGGGCGCCAUCGGCACGCUGCUCAUCUCGGACGGCCUGUUCCGCGCGGCGGACCCGGCGCGGCGCAGGAAGUUUGUCGACCUCGUCGAGGAGGUGCGCAAGCAGGGCGCCGAGGUGGCCAUCUUCAGCUCGAUGCACGAGAGCGGGAGACAGCUCAACUCGCUCACGGGCAUCGCCGCCAUCCUCACCUACCCGCUCGACAUUGAAUUGGUCGAGGAGGAGGAGGCGGCCGACGCCCAGGGCAGCGAGGCGGUCGGCGGCCAGCCAUGA
This is a messenger RNA of Pseudozyma flocculosa PF-1, 1302 nucleotides long. RefSeq lists its product as uncharacterized. The transcript is spliced from 4 exons. NCBI's taxonomy places the organism in Eukaryota, Fungi, Basidiomycota, Ustilaginomycetes, Ustilaginales, Ustilaginaceae. Bases 1 to 1302 code for a protein of 433 amino acids. Gene Ontology annotation, cellular component: cytoplasm. The record is from RefSeq and is a predicted model, not a curated record. Gene Ontology annotation, biological process: RNA surveillance; ribosome disassembly; nuclear-transcribed mRNA catabolic process, non-stop decay.